AUGGCAACUGCAGACUUCGGCUACUUCCUCACUCCAGCCCCCCUCUCCAACCCCUUUUCCUCCGAUCCCGUGUACCAGCGAAUCCUAUCGUCCUACCUCCCCCCAGAUAUCCUAUCACAGAUCCAACCCAGUCUACACCGCUUCGCUGCGGAAGCCAUUUCGGAAAGCGUGCACGACUUGGUACGCAAUGCUGAGUCGCAGCCGCCGUUCGUCAAGACCCGGAAUGUGUGGGGCUCCCGGCCCGAGAGAGAUCGGCUGGUUACAUCUGACGGGUGGAAGCAGCUCGGGAAGUGGGGGCUGUCAAAUGGCAAUUAUAUUUACUCUGCUUCGUCAGCUGCGUACUCUUGUCCUGUAUCUAUGACUUCUGGAGCUUGUCGGCUGGUUCGAUUUCAAUUGGAUUCGAUGCCUGCAGACCACCCGUUUCAUGAGCUGUAUGCGAAGCUUACAGCUCGAGAGAAUUCUUGGAUCUCUGCUCAGUGGAUGACCGAACGAGCUGGCGGCAGCGAUGUGCGCAACAGUGAAACAGUCGCUGUCUACUCUCCUCUUACAACCAAAACUGGCCGCUUCGGCCGCAUCGAUGAGGGCGACUACUUGCUAUUCGGAUUCAAGUUCUUCUCCAGCGCGACUGACUGCAAUGUCGCAUUUAUCCUCGCCAAAACAGAAUCGGGUCAGCUCUCACUAUUCGUCGCUCCUACAGUCAAGACCGUAUGCGGAGAACAUGGAAGCGAAAAAGAAGUUACAAAUGGAAUUCGCAUUCAUCGACUGAAGCAGAAAUUCGGUACUAAGGAACUCCCCACAGCUGAGCUGGAGUUGAAGGGCGUUCGUGCGCACAUGGUCGGACCCAAGGAUCGCGGCAUCGCAACUAUCGCGAUGUUGUUGAACGUGACGAGAACGCACAACUUCAUUACUGCGCUAUCAUGUCUGCGUCGUGCGGUUGAGAUCUCCAAAUCCUUUGCUCUGUCGCGGAAAACUCUUGACCAGCCGCUUUGGACGUUUCCGAUGCAUCUCAGCACGCUGGCGCAAUUGGAGGUGAAGCAUCGAGGGUGGAUGCAGUUGGCAUUUUUCACUACAUCGUUGCUGAGCUAUAGUGACUAUGGGUUCCCAGAUUCCGUGCCUAGGCAUUAUGCGUUACUUGCCAAGUCUCCGAAGUUGACUACUCUGGUCCUCAGAGCGUUGACAUCGACUGCUAAGGCUGUGAUUUGCAAGUCAGCUACGUUAUCAUUCCAGGAAUGCCAGGAGGCUAUGGGUGGUGUUGGAUAUAUGGAUGAACCAGAAGAGCCAGAGUUUAACGUGAGUCGUCUCUGGAGAGACACUGCCAGCAAUUCCGUCUGGGAGGGAACCACCAAUGUCCUCGCAAGCGAGACCGUUCGACAUCUUACCCACGGCGAGAACCUGAAGUCUUUUGGCACUUGGAUUCGUGACGCAAUUGACAACCUCCACGACUCGUACAAACGCACCCUGCUGAGUGCUUGGGAGGCAUUGUAUGCGAAGUUGCAUGUCGCUGUGACUCCGGGUGGUCUGGAAACAACCCUGGCAGAAGGCCGCCAAGUCAUGUUUACCCUAGCCUGGCUAAUUAGCUGCAUACUACUUGCUUCUGAUGCAGAGAGGGAUGGUGAUACGACCGCUCAUGAAGUUGCGAGAAGAUGGAUCUUGGAGGGUGAAGGCUUUCCGGAUGAAUUUGCGUUCCCGGCUAUUACUCAUACGUAUUGGAGAUUAGCCCCCCGGGAGGCAGGCAAGAAUGAGCGUAAUGCUCAAAGGACUAAUUGGGAUUGCCGUAUUGUGUGGGGAGUUGAUCUUCCUGAGGAUGCAGCGUCUGGAUACCGGCCAAUGGCGAAGAUCUAG
Aspergillus ruber CBS 135680 is the source of this 1842-nucleotide messenger RNA. RefSeq names its product putative acyl-CoA dehydrogenase. Lineage: Eukaryota; Fungi; Ascomycota; Eurotiomycetes; Eurotiales; Aspergillaceae. Bases 1 to 1842 code for a protein of 613 amino acids. The transcript has 3 exons. Gene Ontology annotation, molecular function: oxidoreductase activity, acting on the CH-CH group of donors. The record is from RefSeq and is a predicted model, not a curated record.